This is a messenger RNA of Aspergillus oryzae RIB40, 1914 nucleotides long. RefSeq lists its product as uncharacterized. The coding region runs from base 1 to 1914 and encodes 637 amino acids. NCBI's taxonomy places the organism in Eukaryota, Fungi, Ascomycota, Eurotiomycetes, Eurotiales, Aspergillaceae. The transcript has 2 exons. The record is from RefSeq and is a predicted model, not a curated record.
AUGAAUCACUCUACCACAGCUGUCAGGCUUGAAACAUCUUUCGUUAUUGACCCCUAUCUAAUCCACCAGAAGCUCCUCCUCAUCAACUCCGCCAUCCAGUCCAUGCGAAACGUGGAGGCUCAUCAGGAUCGCGGAUUUGAGACCAUGGAGCACCCUGAUAUGAACAAUAACGACUCGGAUGGCUCAGGGUCAUCCGAUGAGCUUCUCCAACAAUCCUAUGCCAGAUCGAAUUCGAAUUUUACAGAUGCUUUCGACGGCCAAGUACAAACGCCAGCUACCACAAUCUCCUCCUCGCCGCCUCCUUCGGGUCUUCCCUCCUGGGUCAGCUCCACAGCCUCGCGUCCACGCGGCUCCAGUAUCGGAAACCCAGCCGUGCUUGAAAAGGCGCCACCCGGCGAUGGCCUCCCAGUGUCGGAUGUGAGGCCUCAGCGUCCCGCAGGUCCCGCCAGGACGCCUUCCAAUACCUACGCCCCCCAGCGCCGUCCCCCUCAAUACAUCAGCUUUCAGAAUGACCGCCAGAGAUCCUCCUCGACGAAACGUAAUUCCAGACGGGAUCCCAAUGCUCAGUACAGAGCCCAGGAGAAGGCAUAUGUUCAGAGGAUUCGUGCGGAUCCUCAGGCAUGGUACAGCCACUUCGAUGAGGCCCGAGAUAUGAGCAUAGUCGGCGAUUCCGACUUAGAAGAGCCAUCCCCGUCGUCAGAGGUGCCAUUUGAAGAUGAUGCUUACGACCCCGAUAUCCAACUUUUCCUUACAGAUGAUAAUCAACCAACGCUUGAAGAGCUGAAGAACCCGAAAAACCAGGAAAGACUCGAAUGGCACUCUAUGCUGGCUUCCGUAUUGAAGGGAGAUGUGGUGAAGCAGGAAAAACAACGACUUCUAGGGUCUACCGACACUAAGCGGUCGUCGGCUCAGAAUAAUGCAAUUUGGUUGGGAGUCAGGGCCAGGACAUGUGGACGGAGUAUUGCCAUGCAGCGGAAAUUGAUUGAGGAGGCUCGCUCUGGACUUGGACCGAUAAUCGAGGAAAUCAUUAAGUUUGAGAUCAAGGGUGAAACGGAGAUUGGCAAGCCCCCAAUCAAGCAAGUUGAGGACAUCGUCGAACAGAUUGAGAGAUGUGAACUGCUCUACUCAACCCAAAAAGAACUGGAAGCCGCCCAUCCUCGCGUCGCUUCGGAGGAGUUCAUCUCGAGUCGUGAAGCUGUGCUGGCAUGGCAUAACACUACGAUUCUUAUCAAUACGGAGCUUGCCAUCUUGCAGAAGUGGGUCGGUAACGAUGAGCUUGACUUCAGCAAGACGAGAGCCAAGUCUGUCAACAGGGAUCUCACCGACGAGUCGUCCUUCCUCGACCGCAUCAUGAAAGAGGACGGCCUCAAAACCCUUCAAGGGAAGCACAAUAUGCUUCAUGGCGUCAGUGAAGUCAUUCAGAAAGCUAAGAAUACCUUGAUCGAAAAUGCAAACUCUUUCGCCAAAAGGCACUUGCCUCCCUACAUCGAGGAGCUUCUCACGUUGAUCAACUUCCCAUCGCGUCUCAUACAAGAGAUCAUCCGUGUUCGGCUAUCUUAUGCUAAAAAUAUGAGAGACCCUGCACAGCAAUCUCCUAUCCUGGUCGACCAAAUGAUUUCGCAAUUUCAGAUUCUGAUGAGGGUUGCGGUCGACCUCAAGCAGCGUUACUUGGAUAUCGCGAAACCGGAACCAGGCUGGGACCUGCCCCCUUGCAUUGAUGAGAACUUCGACUCGGUCGUUCUAGAUGCCUUGAAGUACUACUUCCGGCUCCUGAAUUGGAAACUAAAUGCGAAUAAAAACACAUUUAAAGAAGCGGAGAUUCUCGAACAAGAUUGGGAAUUCUCCAAUCACAUUGGUCGUCAGCUUGAAGGUGGAGAUAUCGAAGUGGCUGAACAGUUUAGGUACAGUGUUUGA